CAGCCCCUUUAAGCCAUGUUUCCUUUCAAAACUUUCAAAAGUAUUUGCUCUAGGGUUUUGUAUAACCAAGAGAGAGAGAGAGAAAGAAAUUACGGUAGAGAGAGGCAGGAAAGAGACACGACGGCGGCGAUUAGGGUUCCGCCACAAACACAACGACGGUGGAGACUGUGGUUGACGUCGCAAGCUCUGGUUCCAGCAAGAGAAGAAUGUCUGAUGCUUUUUCAGCAGAAUUCGGGAGAUGCGAUCCAAGAACUUGCAGGAAAGAAUGAUAAAAACUACAUCCAAGUAGCAGUUCUGCCAUAUUAUCAAAUUGACGCCUAUGUUUGCACCGCUACUAGACCAGGAAUAGGGUUCUGGCAACUCUUCAGUUUUCCGAUGAAGUUUCGGUCAAGUUUUGUUCUUCGACGAGGUUUCUGCCCAAGAUAACACCGGCGUGGUGGUUUUGACUGAUACAUUACUGAUCUCUAGCAUGUUAUAAAUAUAUUAAAUGUCCAUUCACCAAAUUUCCAAAAUCAUGUUCGUUUUAGACAGUCUCAUAAAAUAUUGAACCGUUUAUCUACAAACCCGACUCGGCUCUAAAGAGGGUUCUCUUUUUUUCCUGGAGAAAAGAACUAAAA
Messenger RNA from Helianthus annuus (common sunflower), 617 nucleotides. RefSeq lists its product as uncharacterized. The record is from RefSeq and is a predicted model, not a curated record. The transcript has 3 exons. The coding region runs from base 16 to 426 and encodes 136 amino acids. NCBI's taxonomy places the organism in Eukaryota, Viridiplantae, Streptophyta, Magnoliopsida, Asterales, Asteraceae.